AUGUCUCUUGCUGCGCGCACGUACAGGCAGGAGGGUCGCCCUUAUAGCGCCCGCCAGAAGCGCGUGCUGCUCGACAGCCGUGGCAAGGCCAUUGCGUGCAUGGGGCUUGUGCUCGGACGCUUUCGGCGCACCUGGGCUCUGUACCGUGGGGGCCACCUGGACGAGGGGAACCGGCUGGCUACCUUUGUGGGCCAUUUCUUGGCUGCUGAGCCAGCCGUGAGCAUCACCCUCAAAGGCUCCCGGGGCGCCAGCGCCUUCAAGAUCCGCGGAGAGCUCGGCGCCACCAGCUUCAAGGUCAGCAUGAAGCUGCCCUGCGGUGGCGAGGUGGCCGUGGCGGCAGCUGAGCGGCGCCAGCAGCCGCUGCCGCAGCGCGGCAGCGUGGCGGCGUCCUCAGAAAAUUCGAGCACGUACGACGUGCUGCUGGAGGCAGGCGCGGAUGCGGCAUUUGUGGCGGCGGCCUGCAUCGUGAUUGACAGCAUGUACAACAAGUCACAGAGAUACCAGGAGUAG
Messenger RNA from Monoraphidium neglectum, 510 nucleotides. RefSeq lists its product as hypothetical. Bases 1 to 510 code for a protein of 169 amino acids. The record is from RefSeq and is a predicted model, not a curated record. The transcript is spliced from 2 exons. Lineage: Eukaryota; Viridiplantae; Chlorophyta; Chlorophyceae; Sphaeropleales; Selenastraceae.